GCUGAUCUACGCACUGGAUGGUGGUAUAACUAGCACGAAUGCCAUCGUCUUACGUCCACCAAGUUCGCCUCUCACCCACGCCUAUUCUCUAUCAAUAUGACCGUAGUCCUAAAUGAUCCCACUUGGUGGUCGGCCAUCAAUGCAUAUAGUUUCGCCAGCUAUUUUAUAGUUGCCGCCUGUGUUGUAGUGGCGUAUGAUUGGGCACUUACAUUCGGACAAGAGGUGGAACUGAUCUGGAGACAGCGCUGGUCCGUAAUGACAGUCAUGUAUCUCGGUGUGCGUUACCUUGGAAUCUUAUACGUUACCGUGACCACCUUGGCCAGUGUUCCGACUAUCUCAUUGACAGAUACGGUGAAUGUGAGUCUAUUUGGAAUGUGUGCUACCCGAGGCCGAUCGCUGGCCGGAUUCGUCAGGCGGGAUUAUCUAUAUCGUAUGGAAUUGGACUGGUAUUGUGAUAUUUGCGAUGCUGUGGGUCAUCAUCAUCACUCGGUUGCAUGCUAUGUAUCAAUCCAGAAAGAUCCUGAUAUUUCUCAUUGUCACCUUCCUGGCUGUCAACAUUUUAACGGAGUAGUCACUAUAAUGGCAUCGAUGCAUACUUCAGGGGAGGAACUCAUUCUCUCUGGCACUUAUCAGUGCCAGAUGAAAUAUGCAGAACAUGUGAUAUUUCUACUUUCCAUUUGUUGGAUACUUGCAACUGUGUGGGAGGUCCUCACACUAAGUCUCGCAGUCUGGAUUGCGGUAAAACACUUCCGUGAACUGCGACAACAUUCGGCAGGAGGGAUUAUCGGGGACUGUUUUACGGUGUUAAUGAAAACCCACGUGGUUUACUUUGCGAGGUAAACUCAUUGUGAUUAUUGUUCCUUCCUUUCACUGAAGAGUCGGGUGUGGUAGCUUUGUUGCUGUUUCUUACUUCGAGAUUAAAGUUUUUUUCUCUUCAACAUCAUUGGUGUGUUAUUCUUUCACUUGCAUAUGUGCACUACCACA
This is a messenger RNA of Suillus plorans, 984 nucleotides long. RefSeq lists its product as uncharacterized. The transcript is spliced from 11 exons. Lineage: Eukaryota; Fungi; Basidiomycota; Agaricomycetes; Boletales; Suillaceae. The coding region runs from base 97 to 840 and encodes 247 amino acids. The record is from RefSeq and is a predicted model, not a curated record.